Messenger RNA from Caenorhabditis sp. 36 PRJEB53466, 6137 nucleotides. NCBI's taxonomy places the organism in Eukaryota, Metazoa, Nematoda, Chromadorea, Rhabditida, Rhabditidae. The record is from the annotation of a GenBank genome assembly.
AUGAAAACGCUCAUCUUUUUCUCACACAUUCUACUCGUAGCAACAACUGCCAAAGGGGCUAACACAACAAGUGGUAUGUCGGUUUUUAUUACGGUCACCUUCAAAACUUGUUCAAUUUCUAAACACAAUGUAGCUUGCACCUUUUAAGAGGCGCUCUCCCACAAAAUCGACAUAGUCACUACUGGUCAAGGCACAAAAAAUUCAGAUUGAUCCUAUUUGUCCCGUAUUAUAACCAUGAGGUUCUCCCAUGACACUGGCACCCAAGAAUAAUAUUUGGUUCGGCUCCGCGAGCCCUCGUCGGAGCACUGGCUCUAAGUUCCUCUAAACUGUAAAUUUUUUCAAAAAAAUCCUAUCGACUCAGGCUCAACGCCAUUCGAUUUCUCGCAUCUUUUUGAGCAUAUUUCAUGUUGAGACCAAAAAUUUAGCACCCCUCAUUCAUAGCGAAAAAAUUGAUUUGUGGUCGUUUUCAAUUUUUUUUUGAAAAAACUCGAUUUUCUGGAAAAUAUUUGUACUUUUUUCCAAAAAAUGAACGUUGAAUUCGGAUUCUACAGACAAUUUUACACCAAAUUCUGAAAAAUCUGGGAUUUUUUGCUUAUAAGACCGUUUUGAGACAUCUAACCGUUGUUUUCAUGCAUUUCCAAUUUAUAAAGACUUUUUGGCAGACUUGCCAGAUUUCGGGCCGGGCCGGGCCGGGUCGGUGAAGUGCCGGCCCGGCCCGGCCCGGUCGGCCCGGUUCAAAAGGCGGGAAUUCAAAUUUUUCGCGGAAAUUUUUUUCGUUAUUACAAAAAAAAUUUUCGAACUAAAGAUUUUCGUGUUUUUUUUUUUUUUAUUCACUCAGAUCUCACUGAGUUUUUCAAAAAGACGUUAUAUGAAGUUGCUGCUCAAGUUUUUUUCAGUAAUUCCAAGCGAAAGUGUAUGUGAAACAUCGUUCAGCACUGCCGGAUACCUACUUGACAAAAGAAGAACACGACUUCGUUGCGAAAAAGCGGAGCUUGUAGUGCUCGGAGCACAAAUCGCUUCGAAAUAUCCAAACUGGAUUGAGGGAAACUCUGCGAGUGUUGCAUAAAUAUCCCAUUUGUUACUUUUCGUUGUUUUUUGUUAAUUGUUAUUUUUCUAAUUGUUUCUUCUUUGUUUUUUUGCUAUUAUGAAUUUUUUAUGAGAAAUACAUUUGUUUUUCAAUGUUCGAUGCUUGCAAAAAACCCCUAAUUCUACAAAAAAUGGCUUCAUGCGAUCAAUAAUUCAAAUUUUGAAUUCCCGCUUUUUGAACCGGGCCGACCGGGCCGGGCCGGGCCGGAGUUUUGGAAAUUUCGGCCCGGCCCGUGGCAACUAUGCUUUUUGGGACAGUUUGGAAUUUUUUUUUAAAAUUCGAAAAAAAAUCGGGGUCAAAAACCUCGACAAAAUUGAAAAAAUGCAUUUUAACCUAACCUAAAAAAUAUUUGAAAACGACCACAAAUCAAUUUUUUUGCUAUGAAUAAGGGGUGCUAAAUUGUUGGUCUCAACGUGAAAUAUGCUCAAAAAGAUGCGAGAAAUCGAAUGGCGUUGAGCCUGAGUCGAUAGGAUUUUUUUGAAAAAAUUUACAGUUUAGAGGAACUUAGAGCCAGUGCUCCGACGAGGGCUCGCGGAGCCGGACCAAAACUUGUCUGAUGUAUCACUGUUAUGUAAGUACCCAUUGGGUAUAAUAUGGGACAAAUUGAAGCAUUCUGAAUUUUUAGUGACCUGCAGUUUUUGAACUUCUUAGACAUUGCCUCUUAAAAGGUGCAGGCGAUGGAAGUCGUAUACGUUUGCAGGCAAUCAUUUCAAACCGAUCGUCAAAGAUUUGUCCAUUUUGGCACGUCUCACCAACGGAUUAUCAAUUCUGGCCGACUUUCACAGCCAGUCUGCUAACCGUACACUGAUUGUUGCCGAAUUGCUCGGAGUGCGAUCGGCGGACAUUCUGUCGAAACUAGAAGCAGUUGCGGUCAAGUCGAUUUCAACUCAAUUCGCAAACUUCACAAAGGAUCUCGAGUCGAUGUCGAACAUUGAAAACUGGUCAAAUAUGACAAGAGCGGUGCAACAACUUGGCAACAUGUCCAAGAUUCGGAUGGAGACAGUGGACGCGGCAAAAAUAACAGAAGUGGAGCAGCUUGUCAAAAAUGUUCGCAUUUCGCUUCAAGGGACUAAAAUGUUUGAAGACGCGUCCUGUGACAACCUGACCCAAGGGUUUCGCUACUUUUUCGACCACAAGGAUAUCAAAAAUCCGAAAAUGUCUGAUAUCUAUGUGAAUCUGAAACUUGUGAAGGAGAGUGUGGGCAAAUGCGAUACCAGAUUGAUCAAGAUUAAAGAUUACAAAAACAGGAUGAGAAGUUUGUUCGCGUUGGCUGGCAAAAGUGUUGAAAUCAACAAGUUGAAGGGUGUGUCCGAUGUUGCGAGAAUGUACGAAUCGAAUUUUGCAAACUUUGAAAACCUGAAGCCAGCUCUUCAAAACAUGAAAAACGAACUUUCCAAGCUUUCCAAUGUGGCAAGUCGGCACGAGAUGAUUAGCGAGUUGGGGACCGAUUUGAACAAUAUCAAAGACGCUCUGAACGCGACACUGACGCCAAUAACGCCCAGAGAAAUGACUGCAGGACUUCCGGACGGAGUUCAAGAUUUGGAGACCAUAUUCAAAGACUUGAAGCGAAAAUGGCUCCGCGAAGUGAUCGCGAACGGAACGGACAUGAAACCGUUGGAAACACUCCUGACGCCACUUUCCGACUUCAAUUCCAAACUGAAGCCGUUAAUUGCGAGCUGGAGGAGUGUCAACGAUACCAACGCGCUUUCCGUCAUUCCGUCAUUCGCCGCACUGCUCGCCAGCGCGGCUGCCUCUGGAAAAACGUCGUCGUCGAGUGAAUCCAUCACGACGUUUUUCACUUUGUUGGAUUCAUGUGAUGUCGGUUUAAAGAAGAUGUCGGUUUCGCCAGAGUUCGGCGAUUUCGAUAAAGUCAACAACGGUUUGGUGGAAGUAGACGCGAAAGUACCGGAUCUUGAAAAAGUUCUACAGACGCUCGAAUCGUUGGACUCAAUCAAAAAUUAUCCGGAUCAAUUGAUCAAGCAAAUUAAAGAGAUUAUAUAUCGUGUCAAUGAGACAGACAUGGAGAGAGACGCCAUUUACGCGUCUGCUAACAAAUUGAAAAAGUUGACCGGUGUGGAGACGUUUCAAAAUGACCUUAUGACGAUUAUUGAAAAGAUGAAGCCGUUUGUUGGCAUGGAUGCUCAACUGACGGCAACUGAAACAUACAAUUGGCUAGCCGUGAGCGAUGUUCAUAAAAGUUUGAGUGGAACGAAUCUAGAGCAAGUCCUCGAAUGUCUUCAAAAGAAAACCAUCAAUACCGACGGAAUUGAGGAGAUGGUGAAGUUUCAGGCCGAAUUGACCAGGAUCAGAAGCAGUAACGCUGACAUUAACGCGCUGGCAGCUUACAUUUCCGCGGUUGAGACAAUGGGAAAGGACCUGAAAAACGUGUACGGAGCCAUUAAAAGCAGACGCCGACGAGCUGCAAGUGAGCUUCAAAAGCUUCAAAAGUCUCAGGAGCACUUUCAACAACUAGGAAAAGGAGUGAGCGUGUUGAAAGCUCUAGAAAAAGUGUGGAAAAAUCUGGAUAUAGUGAGAAAAGUUGCGAAGAGUGAUAAAGUGGUCGAUCAAGCGAUCGGAGGAACAAAUGUGACGGUGUGGACGGAGGAGAACAAGAAGGGACUGGAGGAGUUGGUGAAGAAGUUGAGUGCUCUGAACGAGAGAGCCGGCCGGUUCCGUUCGAAAGAUCUGCUCACGCUCGGAGAAGUGUUCGACGAGGCCGCCACGAUCCGCGGAGUUCCCAUCGAUUCCCGAUUGCUCAUCGAUCCCAUCUCGACUGCUCUCGCCAAUUCCGCCGACCAAACUGUCAAAAGUGCUGCCGAUGACUUCAAGACGGUCGGAGCACUCCAACUCGACUACUCCAAACAUUAUACUCAUCUGAAAUCAGCCAGGCUCACUCUCGAACCGCUGCGAACGUUUUUCGAUGAACUUUUCGGAGUCAAAAGAGGUGGAGCGGGUUCGGCUUCAACCGGAAACGAUUCUCGAAGCCAGAGGCAAGUAGUAUGACUUCUGCCUAACUAAUAAUAAUCUGUUUGCAGUGGCAAACAGUUUCCAUGGGAGGCAUUAAUAUUUUUUGUCGGCGUUCCAUUCGUUGUGGUCGCUUUGAUUUUUGUUGCGUUAUGUUGCAUCUAUCGAUGCAUGAAGCGAAAAGAUGCACUUUACUGGCAGCGACGUUUUAAAAGCAAAAAAUCUUUCGAACAACUUAUUAUUCAUCGUUCUCGUUAUCUGGUCUGUUCUCUUUUUUCGUAUAUAUUCAGGGCUGGGCAAUUAGCCGGCACGGGCUUUCUGGACCCCUGAACCACUUGCAAUAUUCCGAUCGGCGCCGCCAAACUUUGCCGGCUUCUUGGACAUGGGUUGAAGCAUACGGGGUCCAAGUUUCAGCCCGAUCGGAUCAUCUGGUCCCGAGAUACGGGCUUUUUGGAAACAAUCGGCCAAUGAUCCACAUAUCUCGGGAGCCGACGAUCCGAUCGGGCUGAAACUUGGUCCCAAUGGCGCUCAAUCCAAGUCCAACAAUCCUGAAAAGUUUAGCGCCGAUCGGAAUGUUGCAAGUGGUUCCCAAAGUCCAGAUCAAGGGUCGGCCAAUUGUCAAUCUCUGAUGUAUAUUCAAUCAGUCUUUACGUUUUCAGGCAUUCCAAGAACAAGAGUUCGCGAUUAUGAAAACGAGAAAUGCGCCGAAGAACCUUUACGAGGCCGUUGAAAAGGAUGACAUAGAAGCGACCAAGUCUUUCCUUAAACAAGGCGCUUGGGUCAAUGCCGAACGUUGGUCGACCCAAUUUGCCGUCGCCGCCGACUUUUCAUCGUUUCAGACAGAGCCGAGACUUGCCUUCACGUCGCCGUCAAGCAGCUCAACGUGCCAAUGGUGGAACUUCUCAUUCGAAACGGCGCGAAUCGAUCUUCUCUGGGCGGCGACGGCCGCACACCAGAAGAAGCGUUGAUAGCCGAAAUCAACGGCUUGACGAACGUUGAAAAAGGUUUGGAUGUGUACGGAAACGAAAUCGAGUGCCGUGGCAAUGCGGACGCCGAGGCCAAGAAAGAGGCGGACAAAGAGGAUGCCCGCAAGAAGUUGAAGAAAGUAGAAGCUAUUCGGGCGCUCUUCAAAUCUCUGAAAAAUCAAACAUUCGAGCGAAAAGUUCCGGCCGUACUUCUUCCACCGGAACGCUUCCGCGUUUACAUUUCAUCGGAUUGUGACAAAACAAAGUUCGAGAAAAAGUUCGGCUCCAAAAUCACCACGGAUUUGGCGGUGGCCACGCAUGUCGUAGUGAAAACCAACGAAGAAGGAGUGUAUGAGCCAGGCAAUAAACACAUCAUCCAGAGCAUGCGAAUGCUGUUCGGGUUUGUUGUUCUUCGGGUUGCCGAGCACACGUGUCGUUUUAUUUUCAGUCAAGCCAUGGUUGUGAAGGAAUCGUGGAUGGAUGCGAGUGUGAAAAGCAAGAAGGCAAUGCAGAAGGACUACGAGCAUCAAGUGGAGAAGGUUCGGUACAAGGGAAAAGUGUACGACACAAUGAUCGCGUGGCAUCAAAGUUUCCAUAUGAAGGUGAGCUGGAAUUGACAGUGAUUGACCAACUCGCCAGACUCUUUUCAGCAAGUUCCUUACUUCUUUGGAGUGACAGUGACAUAUCUCGGACCAGCAGGUUUGUAGUUUGAACGAAGCUUUCUCCAAACUGUCGGAUUGUUCAUUUCUUCAGACCCAACUCUGAUCACUUUUCUAAUAAGUCUGGGGGCGAAAUAUUCGGAAAGUCCGGGAGAAGGUUUCGGUUUCUCUUAUCACUUUCCCAAGGAGCACACCUCAUUUUUGGUGUACCCCACAUCAGACACGGUGAGCUCGAAGUCGAAUUUCAAAUUCAAAGUAAGAUUUGUUCAGAAACCCCAACAACAUAUGAGCGGAUUCCGCAAAUUCUCACUCGAACAACUUUUCAUCUUUCUGCUCGAAAGAUACAGUGCGCCGAAGAAUAAUGCGGCGGAGAGCGCGAAUGCAGCAACUGCUGGAACGUCGGCCUCGAAAGCGGGAAGUUCGCAAACACAAUUCGUAUUCUCGCCACCAAGACCAAUUUGA